Molecule: messenger RNA, 7642 nt
Organism: Chara braunii
Lineage: Eukaryota; Viridiplantae; Streptophyta; Charophyceae; Charales; Characeae
Source: the annotation of a GenBank genome assembly
CGAUACCUACUCGACAAUCCUCCUUAAGUUUUGUACAUAGAUUAUCCUGAGCUUCAGAGUUUUUUAACUUUUAAACCACUACCGUCUUCCCCCGAACAUAACGCACCCUGCAAAUGAACGUAUACAAGGAAGUGAGAGGUAGGAGCUUAAGCCGCACAGUUUCUUGGCCACAAACUUUUGACGAGAAGGAGAACAAGUAUGGAGUGGUCGGGGAGUCGGUGAACAUCAUAGGAAAAGGAAAAGCACAAGCGAAGACCAAAGCAAAAGGCGUUUUUUUAAGAACAGUUUUUCUCUCGCCUGCGAGAAGACGGGAGAUUGUGGAGGACGACCAGGUGGCCACACGGUCGGCUUCAUUUUUGGGCCAAGGAGCAGGAGUCGUCGGCCCGGAUGCAACGAGGAAGGGUUCUCCCAGAGGUGAGCCUGAUGCUCAGCCUCACAGUCAGAGUCAACAUCAACGCCGAUCUUCGUGUCAUUCCACGCACAAGUUAAAUUCCACUUCUGCCGCAGAUGCAAAGUUCAGUCCAGCUCUCAGGCCUUGGUCCCCGUGCAAAGAGUCCGUAAGGCAAUCGCCGGCUGCACAAUCGUCAGCGGCGCGGAGAUCAGAACCUUGCUCUAAAUCAGAGGUCACAGAGUUCUCUGUAGUGCGGGAAGAAAGAGCAGAUACUGUAGCUGUGGUGAGUGGACGUCGAGAAGGACGAGGAGAGGCGGAACAAGAAGGACCUUGUGGUAUUCCCACAAAUGGCUAUGAGGGUACCGCUCCUGGGACAGCUGCUGCCAGUGGGACGUUAUCCUCGCUGUCGUCGGAUCGAAAAAAUGUUGCCUUUUCAGAUUGUUGCCGCGAAGAGGGGGCAGCCAGGUUUCGACCUGACGGUUUUCAGACAAAGGACAAGAGAAAUUUGCUUGACUUAGAGUUUCACCAAAUGGGGGAUGAUAAUGAAGGGCGGAGAAAGCCUAGUGAAGAUGGUCGUUUACAAAAUGGGGGGACGGUUGUCGAGAAAAGGGAAGCUGAGGUUCGGGAUCCGAUGAGAAAGUACGUCCACAAGAGCUGUCCUUCACUCACCUGCAUCGACCUCGAAGGGCAUGUUGAAUCGAAAGUCGGGCUUGAUCGUCAUGGGAGCAUGGAUGUGGGAGUCGAGAAUGAAACAUUGUUGCCUUCGCUCUCAAGUCACCCGAAGAAGAGGCAAUGUAACGAUAUCGAAAACUUUAAGUCUGAACAGGCUGAGGACUGUACACUGUCAGGGGAUGCAGGAGCCCCUCCCCAUCCUCCUCCUCACAUGUCCUCUAAUCCAACAACUCACUCCCCUGCCCCUGUGUCCUCAUCUCCUACUCCCUCUUCUACUUCUAUUUCCACUGCCAGUUCGGCUGUACAAUCUGACGCAGUCUCCCCACAGCAACUCCAGCAAGACCAUCGGCACUGCCAACAGUGUCCUGCUCAGCCACUUCCUCGUCAUCCGCAAGCGAUUCCUCGCCAUAAUAGUAAUCAUCCUCAAAGCUGUCCGCCUGAAGCGGGCGGAUUCUGUGGUAUACACGACAGGCUCUCCGUUGCUCCUCUUCCGGGUGAUGCUGUUAGCUUAUCGGCUGCCACCGCGCAUGGGUGCUCUCAGACGGCAAAGCUGACGAGGCGCAACUCGUUACCCGCCGAUCAUGGAGCCGAUCGAUUCAUGUCACCGACAACUUCUAGUGCUGCUCGAGCACGCAGUGCGGGAAGGGCGUCAUCCAUGAGUCCCCCUCCCACUGGCAGUAGAACCACCAGGAGAGAGAGUGUUAGAACCUAUUGUACUGGUUCGGAUCUUUGUGCAUCCUCCAGCCCAUCUCCGAGAAGACGAAGGAGUGCAACUGCAAUUGCAUCGGGCCAGAAGAAGCUUGCCGACCCUCGACCAUCUUCAUCUGGAAGGUCCAUAGAUCUCCGUAGAGGAUCCAGCAAAAUCGACGUAGCUGAUCCUGUGGUUGUAAAGCACGCUGAGCCACGUUCGACAUCCUGCUUCUCCAGCCCACCUCCUUGGAGACGAGAUACAGGCAGUAGCAUGCCAUCUGGUGCAGCUUCCGCUGCUCGGUCGUCAUCACCGACGAUGCAUCAGACGCCACGAAGGAGUCCAACUCCCGCAGCUGCUACUGCUCGGUCAUCAUCACCUACGACGAAUCAAACGCCUCGAAGUGGAAACAGAAGCAGCGCCCUCCUGAAACGAAUUCUCCCUACCUGUACUUCCCAGCUCGCCGCUGCUGUCAAUACAAGUCCGGCGAGGCGUGCCCCUCCUACACCUCCUGCCCCUCCUCCUCCUCCUCCUCCUCCUCCUCCUGCUCCUCCUCUUACUCCUCCGUGCCCCUCUUCUACUGCCUAUUCUAAGUUCGAGCCAGGAGCAAAAGCAAGUUCAGGAUCAGGAUCCGCAGCCGAAACAUUCAGUUCGACAAGCGCUGGUGCAGCAGCUAGGCAGCCACGCCUGGCAGCUGCCCCUUCCUCUGUUGCCCACACCACUUCUAGCAGUAGCAGCGCUUCACUUGCUAAGCCAUCUCCAUCUAUUCCAGGUAAUACUCACCAAGCCACACAAUUCUCAUCGAGUGCCUCUCAACGAUCUGCUCGCUCUGAGAAGAUUGGCAGCAAGGCUGCUGAUCCGUCAGGUACGAAGAGCAUCAGCGGCAAAGGCGGCAGGCCAGCUUCUGGGCGCAGCAAGCUGCUGUUUACGGAUAGCACAGGAGCAUCCACCGAUCAAAAAGCCAAACGGAAGCAGAGCCCCUACAAGACGACGCCCACCGAGCAAGACCCCACAGGCAACAGCAAGGUCAAUAAAGGUACAGACAAGGUGGUCCCCACAAGGACAGUGGCAGCACCUCCCUCAAGGGGAGCUGAGCGCUGUGGAAGCCCUAGGCGUGCAAGUCUUAGCUCUCGAUGCGCAUCCCUGUUCUCCGACCAAACCAACGAUCAGCUUAAUGUCAGGUUUCAUCUGGGAGCAAGGGAGUCUUCCACGUCAGCAAAGAUGAAAAGGGAAGUAGAUUUAAGUGUGACGUCAGCAAAAACCACGCCUACGAUGACUAGUGCUGAUGUGAUCAAGGAUGGAACAGUCAGAAGAGUGAUGGGGCCUACAAAAGAACCGUGUGCCAACGAGCAGGAACACGGGAAAGUUGAAGAUCGAACCUUCUCUUCUCCGUGUCCUAUGCCUCCUUUUUGUCCUCCUCCUGCUCCUGCUCUUUCGCAUCCUCCUCCUCCUCCUUCUUCGCCUACUUCUACUUCUACUUCUAUUGCAGGAUCGCUCAUCCGUAAGGUAGGGAACCUGACCAUGUCCUCAACAACAUCCCAAUCAAUGAUGGGAAAGACCAUUGCACCUCGGCCGAUUCCUGGCACAGACGGACAGAGGUCUGUAAUAAGCAAGCCUGUAGCUGAGACAGCUGCCUCGCAUUUGAGGGAAGCAGGCGGAGGAGGAGCAAUGCCAGCAACAGCAGCAAUUGGAGCAGUAGUGGGCAGUGUCGGUUCAAAAGCCGUGGUCCAUGGUUCGACGACGCUGAACUUUGAGAAGUCCGCUCCACCAGGGGCUCAUACGGGAUCCAUGUCAAGUAGACCCCGUCCUUUGCUGCCGUCGAAGGGGAAAGAAAGUGCAUCUGAUGAUAAGGACAAGGAAAAUAUCAAGGACAAGAAGGACAGACGCAAUUUACGGUCGUCGUCAACUCCUACGAUGAGCAACGCUAAUGAUUCAUCUUCGACUGUGAGGAAAACUGGUGUAGUCAACCAUAACAGUGAUCCUCCUGCCGCAGUGAAGAAAGUAGUCGGUGGGAAUGUUUUUGACCGGCUGGCUGCGUCUCCGACGGCGCAAUCCCGCGCACGCGAACGGACUGUCUUUCAUGAGAAGGAGCACACGUCAACCUCAACCGCCGGAAUACCAGCACGGUUGUUUAGUCGAUCUAUCGGUCUGGCUACGGUCUCGGGAGGGGGGGCGACCACCACGACAGGUGAGGUGGCAAAGGCUCACCAUAGCCCAGGGACGGGGAAACCCCAGCAGCAGCAGCGAUUCAGCAGCCCUCCGUCUGUGAGGGUGAAAGGUGAGGCUGGUGGCAUACAGCAAGCGACCGCAGCCGGAAAGUUAGGCUCUGGUGGGAAAUCGGAACAAGCGAGUUUGAAAAAGAGCCGUGAGAGUGGGGCGAAAGACUCAGGUUCCCGAAAAUUCCGGUCUCUCUCGCCGCCUCCAAAGGGUCGCAGACUCAUGCCCUCCAACCCCACCUCUCUUGGCAGCAACGGCGCUGGUCUUUCUGCUACCGCAGGCCGUGGUUGGCUUGCGAAGGACCAUGGUGUCCCUUUAUCUUCUUUUACAUCUGUCUCAUCACGAUCCUCUCGGCCUCACAGUUUGCAUACACCCACCACAUAUUCCUCCUCGAAAGCAGGAGGAGGAGGAGGAGGAGGAGGAGGAGGAGGGGACGUUCCCGGCAGGGGAACAGCCGAGGCAGGGAUGAGCAAGGUGGUCCAUGGUCUACUGGCCGGAGCAGCGGCAGCGGUGGAUGACAGUCUGGGAUCUACAGCCACCGAGGAUCGGUCGAUCUCUACUCCCUCUUCCAGGCCCAGUUCCAGCUCAACUUGCAGUGCUGUCUCAAAGGCAAGGAGUGCCGACAUGGAUGCCGUAGAGAAGAAACAGGGGGCAGAGUGCCCCUCUUUCCUCUUCUCUGGCUCGGGGGUGGGAGGAGGAAGGCUAGCGGUCCCCCAGGGUGGAGGUGCGGCAGGCGUGGACACGCCACCACAGGCGACAGGCAGGAGACGAAACAGCUACGAGAAGGGCAACAAAGCUCCUCCUCCUGCACAGGACGACCAUGGCCAUGUGCUUCCUUCCGAGGCCAGAGCAAGUGCUCAACAAGACGCCAUCUCAAUGGUGCGAGAGAGCUGCACAGAUGAGCAGCAAGCAACACUCGCAAGUGAGAGUAAAGUCAGCAGCCUAGGAGGAGCCGGAGCAGAAGUAACCGGAAGGGACAAUGGGGCUGCGGUGCAAAUAGAACUGGGAGCUUUGGUUGCUGCUCCUGGCAGAUGGCAGGACCGCACUUGUUCUUCAGGAAUCAACGACUCGUUUAAACCCAAGGGUUCGCCUGGUUCGGACCUGGACCCCUUUUUGGUUCCGAUACUUGAUGGUCUUAUUGACGGGUUGAAGGCUGUGAAGUCCACAGAGUCCGAUCCCAUGUCCUGGAUAAGCGGCAGUGUCGAGAUUGCGAUGAACGUUGACGUUGCCACUCUGGAGAAGAUUGCAGAGCCGGUGGGCAGUGGAGGUGGAGACAAGUCGGCGGGCUGCUAUGGACAACAGUCAGGUAAAAAGCUGGGGUCUUCCGAAGAAGAUGUGGCACUGCAUGAGAGAAAGGAGCACACAAGUGGCGAUGCGUGUAACGGAGUCGACGCUGGUUCGCAAACGUCGUCAGGAAGCGCACUUGCUGCUGGCAGAGAAGAGGAUCAUGGCGCUGACGGAAAGAGUCAAAGCAAUAACAGGAAAUCAGAACCUACCGCCUCUGGGACGCAAGAACAGAAUGUGUUGUCGAAAUCCCAAAACACUGAGUUUCAGCGCCCUGUGAUUUCAAUUCCGAGUGGAGCUGCCCAAGAUGAGCUGAGAGGUUGGACUUCUCAUGGCAAGUGGCAAGCCUCGUCAGACAGUUUGUCGCGCACCCUCCAAACGGACGAGCGAAGCCCUGUCUCUACCUUUAAUUUCCCUAGGCUGGCAGAGGAUGGCGACGCUGCUGAAGGCAACACCCCUCACAGCAACGUACCGGAGGCAAUACAGACCGCCGCCGUCUCGCGGUUGGAAGCUCCAAAGGCUCAGGGAAUCUUGUUCGCAGUGGGUCAAAAUGGGAACAUGGCGACAGAUAGCGCGGAAGGCAGGGUACCAAAGGAGGAGAGAGGAGCACACAGUGGCGGGGCAGACAGAGGGCGUCAGCCGGCCGCCGAAGUGAAUCGUCCGGCACUGAAGGAGUUUGAUACAGAGCGAAGAAUGAACAGAGCAAUUAAGUUGAAGAGCAGCUCAUUGUCGCAGAUGCUUUCCAGUCCGGAUAUAGCUGGAUGUGAGAGCUUGCCGGCCGUUGACCCUCCGUCGACAAUCAGCCUGGACGCGGAGUCGGCAGAUGCUAUCUCGUUGAAAAACAGCCAGCUUCUUCUCGACCUGAGUUCGGAGUUUGUUGACGGCCGAGACUGUAGUGGAGGCCCACCCAGUUGUCUCUACGACGACUCUGACGAAGAGUCAUGGAUCGAGAUAUUUCCGCUUGACGGUGGCGGGUCGAUAACCAGGGCAGGUAGGGAGUCGCGCUCCUACAUCUCUUCACCCCCUCGACCUCCUGCUCCGGGUACAACUUCUAAGCCUCCUGGUAGCCCAGAAGGAAAUACGCGGCAGCAUAAUGCUAGGCAGCAGUCCGUCGACUCUCCUCACCGGGCUGAGGCGCCAGCAAUUAGUGGAGUGAUGGAAUUCUUAUCUCAGGCUGAUGGGCUGGAAGAGGAGCUCAUGUAUAUUAGGGACGUUCUGGACGCUUCAGGAUUUGCAUCGGAGGGAGAUGCGUCGGUCGUCAAAUGGUACGGACCAGGUAACCCCCUGAACCCAAUGUUGUUCAAUCGACUGGAAAGAGAGAGAGAGAGAAGGCGAGCUGCUGAGGACAAGCAGCCAGCUUUGGGAAAAUUGGAUAAUCCAAAGCUCAUAGGAGGAGGAGGAGGCGGAGGAAGAGGAGGAAGAGGAAGAGGAGGAGGAGGAGGAGGAGGAGGAGGAGGAAGAGGAGGAGGGGGAGGCGAAGGGGGAGGAGGAGGGGUGGGUGGUACUUUCUUGGCCUCCUCUUCUCCGUCAAGGACUGAAGUCUAUGCUGCUGGCGAGGUCGGGCCAUCGUAUUUGGCCACAAGUAGUCGCCGACUCCUUUUCGAUGCCGUCAACGAGGCGCUGGCCAGAAUUCUGGCUCCCCACUCUGGUCCACCUGUAGGCCCAGGUGCAGGAACAGGUAUGGCUGGUUUCGACAAGCAGAAGCCUUUACUACGUCAGAGACCGACCGGAAAGAACUUGCUCGAAGAGGUCUGGGGGGAAAUGCGAGAUUGGUCCAUGCUUGCUAGAAUAGAGUCCAGCACACUCUAUUCUGUUCUCAAAAGAGAUCUCGCAAAGAGCAAGGAAAGGUGGAUGAAGUUCGAGCCCGAAGCUUUCGAAAUUGGCUGCCACGUUGAGGAGAUGAUACUCGACAAACUUCUCUGGGAGGUGGUCGAGGAUUUUGUCGACGUCGAAAGCAAGCGCCACGAGAAACGCCUUGGAUUCAGUAUGGGGCUAGAUGCCUUCUGAUUCUUUCUACGUCCGGUCAGGUACCCCGCUGUCUGUUCAAAAAGAACUAUUCACACUCCUCAGUCAGGCUCAGUGUACUCGGAGCACUAAGGUCAGGCUUGGAGGCCAGGCCUGGACUCACCGAGGACUUUCCUGGAUGUAUCUACUAACCGCUUUCAAGGUCAGGCGUGGAUGCACCUGGCCGCAAUUACAUAUCCAAAGAUAAGUUGAAAAUGUACUCGUGUGUGUGUAUGCCCUGAGAUGUCCCCAAUCAUGACCAGAUUACGUGAAUGUUCUCUGACCUAUCCAGGGAAAGCGCUCAGCCUCUCAAGCAAUCAAGCUCCCUCAAGCAGCUGAAACACUUGACCAGUCAAUCACUCAAUCAAUCAAUCAAUCAACCAAUC